This is a messenger RNA of Prunus mume (Japanese apricot), 657 nucleotides long. Its product is annotated as late embryogenesis abundant protein At1g64065-like. Gene Ontology annotation, biological process: defense response to other organism. NCBI's taxonomy places the organism in Eukaryota, Viridiplantae, Streptophyta, Magnoliopsida, Rosales, Rosaceae. The record is from RefSeq and is a predicted model, not a curated record.
AUGGCAGCUGAGAAAGAAGCAACAUCACCCUACCCUUUGGUCCCGGCAAACGGCUACAUCCGGAGCGAUCAAGAAUCUGCAGUGACAGCAGACCCCGCAGAGCUCAAAACAAAGAGGCGCAUGAGGUGCCUAUUUUACGUUACUGUCUUUGCCGUGUUCCAAGUCAUAGUCAUAACAGUCUUUGCACUCACUGUUAUGAAAAUCAAAAGUCCAAAAUUCCGAGUUCGAUCGGCCUCCUUCAGUGACUUUGAGGUUGGCAACGGCACCAGCCCUUCAUUUAACUUGGACAUGGACGUUAAGUUUAGAGUGAAGAACACCAACUUUGGACACUUCAACUACGAAGAUGGCAUCGUCGAAUUUAAGUACAGAGGCACCAGAAUUGGGCAGGUGAAUGUGUACGAGGCCAGAGCCAGAGCUCGAUCGACCAGAAAGGUGGCGGACUCACUGAAGCUCACUUCAAAUGGCUUGUCUGCCAACUCUCAGUCUCAGUUGGCAAGUGAUAUUAGCUCUGGGAUAAUUCCAAUUACCUCCGCGUCUAAAUUGGAUGGGAAAAUACAUCUGAUGAAGGUGAUCAAGAAGAAGAAGUCUGCUCGUAUGAAUUGCACCAUGGAAAUUGUUCUUGCAACGCAGUCGGUCCAAAAUAUUGUCUGCAAGUGA